AUGGCGGACGCCACGUGCGUCAAUAUCAGUAAGAGAAAAUGCGGUCCACAGACGCUUACAACACACGGCAAAGCAAACGGGCGCAUGCAAACCAACACGCCACAACGAUCACCGGUAAACACCCGUCAAAUCAUCCCAGCACAACGCUCACCUCAAGGUGGCAAUAAGCCAACUCCUGCACCACGGAAGAACCCACUGCAAAACAAGGCAGAGAAGCGGGAACCUCUGACACGUCAGGGAACCGGUCUCACAUACCUAAUGCUGCACCUUGCACCAAGAUGGCGACACACCGCGCCACGACCAGCAAUGAAGACGCCGCACUACAUGCGGACAUCAGAUCAGCGACGGAGCACCUCUCAGCCCACAAACCGCUCCAGCGCAUCAGAGAAGCGCGAGCCCACCCGACACCACUACUUUGCCGCCUCAUUUCUGGUUGUCUCCCCUGCAGCGAAGGACUCUACAACCCAGCCUCGAACUGGAGUGGGCUGA
This is a messenger RNA of Pelobates cultripes (western spadefoot toad), 489 nucleotides long. NCBI's taxonomy places the organism in Eukaryota, Metazoa, Chordata, Amphibia, Anura, Pelobatidae. The record is from the annotation of a GenBank genome assembly.